AUGAAAAAACAAUUUGCCUCAAUACCAUCAGCUUCCCCUUCUUUAUCUGUUUCCUCUUCAUCUUUAGCAACCUCAUCCCAACCAACUACUCCAAAUGUACACUUAAAUUUAAAUGGUAGUAGUGUUAUUAAUAGUGUUUAUGGUAGCAAUGCCAAUAAUGGUUUAAAUGAUGAUACUUUAGAUAUUGAUCGAUUAAAUACGUCCGAAAGUUUAUCAGUAUCAUCGAUAAAUGGUAAUCAUCAAAUAAAUCAAAAUAAUAUUACACAACAACCUCAAACACUACCACCACAGAAUCAAGAUGAAAAUAAUAAUAGUAAUAUUAACAAUAAUAAUAGCAAUAAUACUAACAAUAAUAAUAUGAUUAAUGUGAAUAAUAAUAACAAUAUUGACACAAACAAAAAUAAUUACUUAAAUCAACAACUAGCUCAAAUUGAUAUGGAGACAUUAAGAAAUCAAGAUAUUUUAGUUAUAAAACAUUUAAAUAUUAAAUUUAUAUGUGAUUUAAUGGUUGAAAAUAAAAAGAAAAAAUUUGGAUUUUUUGUUUGUUCAUCUGAAAAAGUUGACAUGCAUCGUAGAUAUCAAGAUUUUAUUUUAUCAUCAACCCCAUAUCCAGGUGUUGAGUUUUUUGCAGAUUUUAAUAAGAAUCAACAUUCUGCUAAAGAUUUAUAUUAUUGUUGGGAUGGAAUAGAGGAUCCAGCCGAGUUAAGCUUACAUCCAGAUUUCAAAUUACCUUUAAUUCAAUGGGAGGCAUAUAAAAGUUGGGAUUUAAUUAUUUUAACUCAAAAUUAUUUUAAAUUAUUAUUAAAAUAUAUUUCAGAUGAAUCAAGUCCAUCAGGAGUUUUGGUUCAUUGUAUUUCGGGAUGGGAUAGAACACCACUUUUUAUUUCACUAUUAAGAAUUAGCUUAUGGGCAGACGGUGAAAUUCACCAUUCAUUAAAAGAUUGGGAAAUGUUGUUUUUAACAGUAGCAUACGAUUGGUUUUUAUUUAGUCAUCAACUUUGUGAUCGUGCAAAUAGAGGGGAAGAUAUAUUUUAUUUUUGCUUUUAUUUCUUAGAAUAUAUAAGUUCAAUGGAAUAUUCAAUUCAUAGUUUUAAUCAAUCAGCACAACAAACAACUCAACCACAACCACCUCUAUCAACAAAUGAAAAUAAUAAUAAUAAUAAUAAUAAUAAUAAUAAUAAUAAUAAUAAUAAUAAUAAUAAUAAUAAUAAUAAUAAUAAUAAUAAUAAUAAUAAUAAUAAUAAUAAUAAUGGAGUUGGUUUAUUAAAACAACAAUUACAACAACAUCAACAAAAAGAUGAACAAUCAAAAAUGAAUCGUAAAUCUUCAACUUCUCAACAACAGCAACAUCCAUUAGAAAUAGUCAAUAAUUAUGUUGAGAAAAAUAAUAAUGUAAAAAAUAAAUUUAAAUCAAAUAAUAAUAGUAAAAUUUCCUCCUCACCAAGUAAUUGGAAUAAAAGUUUCGAUUCACAUCAUUCAGCACCAGUCACACCACAAAAUAAUUCACCAAAGCUUUAUAUUGGUAUAAAUAAGGUUAGUGGAAAUAGCAACAAUCAUCACCAUGGUAGUAAUAAUAAUCAUCAUCAUUCAAGUAGCAGUUUUAUUUCAGCACCUUCAACACCAUCUCAAAUUCCAACACAACCAAAAAGUAUCCAACAUACUUCACCAAAUAUUUCAAGUAGUAUUCCAGUUGAUGUACCAAAUCAUCAAAAGAGAAGAGGAUCAGAGGAAGAGCAAGAGAUUGGUGGUAGUUGGCAAUUAAUGGGUUCAUUCACAGAUAAGAGAUCCUCAUUAAAUUCAAAUGGUUCAACUCCUAAAAACUUCCAUCCUUCAAGUAGUUAUACAAGCACAAGUGAGCAAAGUGAAGUCGAUGAAGAUCAUAAGAAUCAAUCUGAUGACGAAGAUGACUGUUUAGCUCAAAGUUGGGAUACUGCUUUUUCAUUUGAACAGGAUAGUCAUAAAUAUUUUGAAACUUUAAAAAAUCAAAUAAAUUCAAAAAAUAAGAAUAAUGGUGGCGUUGGUUUUAAUAAACAGCAACAACAACAACAACAAAAUAGUGUAAAUCACCAUCACCACAGUCAAUCAUUAACUUUUAAAGAAAUUGAAGAGAGAAGAAAGAAAAGAUUAAAUGAAGUUAAAAGACUUUUUAUUCAUUUUUAUCAAAAUCAUUGUUCAACUUAUCCCGAAAGUUAUUGGAAAACAAUUAUGAAUUUUCUUCCAAAAUUUGGUUAA
Messenger RNA from Dictyostelium purpureum, 2232 nucleotides. RefSeq lists its product as uncharacterized. The record is from RefSeq and is a predicted model, not a curated record. Gene Ontology annotation, molecular function: phosphatidylinositol-3-phosphate phosphatase activity. Gene Ontology annotation, biological process: dephosphorylation. Lineage: Eukaryota; Evosea; Eumycetozoa; Dictyosteliales; Dictyosteliaceae. The transcript is spliced from 3 exons. Bases 1 to 2232 code for a protein of 743 amino acids.